This is a messenger RNA of Anopheles coustani, 2685 nucleotides long. RefSeq lists its product as uncharacterized. The coding region runs from base 91 to 1311 and encodes 406 amino acids. The transcript is spliced from 2 exons. Gene Ontology annotation, molecular function: sequence-specific DNA binding. Lineage: Eukaryota; Metazoa; Arthropoda; Insecta; Diptera; Culicidae. The record is from RefSeq and is a predicted model, not a curated record.
GGCGGCAUCAAAAGACGCUCGAUUGACCAAACGUAAAACUGUUUGUGCAAAUUUGUAGUUUUCAGCAACAAGUGCCGCGUUGAACACAAAAUGGGUGGCUGCCGGUGCACUUUUCGCGAGUGCGAAAAUGGUACCGCGUCCAGGAAGGAACUACAUUAUUUUCGCUACCCCACCCGUGACCCGGACCGGCUGAAGGAAUGGGUUCAGCUAGCGAAUCGUGCGGAGUUUUUAGACCUACCUAAGGACAAACUGAGCAAUAAGGUCGUCUGUCAGGAGCACUUUGAGCGCCGUAUGUUCAUGAACAGUCUGUGCGAUCGACUGACACGCUUGGCUGUACCCCGACUGAUGCCGCAAAGCGAUGGUAGCGUGCUGCAUCUGGAGACGGGGGAAAUCCAGUUGAACGAGGAUGGUAAUGAAACACUAGAACGGACAGGAAAUCCCUUGAAAUCAUAUACACCGAAGGUGCAAAGAGAACAAACUAAGCUUGAAACCGUUGGAACAUUGGAAAGUUGGCAACAGUUGUCACCGGAACCCGCACCGAAGAAGAUCAAAAUUCUUAACUCAGAAAUUAGAGUUCCGGGCAAGAGCGAUACACCUUGCAAGCUUAUACAGGUCAUGACCGCUCCCACCCAAAACGACCGACACAUUCAGGUGACGCGCGUUCACCGAUCAGCGUUCCAGCUAAAAUCGAAUUCUGCCAAAAUGAUACAUAAAAUUGAGCCCACAAGUGACAGCGACUCGCAUACAUAUCUCGAAAUACACAAUGGUAGCAUCGAUCCAGAUGAGCCACAAUCCGAGAAACGAUUCUCAACCAAUGCAGGCAAUGAUAAUGCUCUGUCAAGGUCCAUUGUUCGUGCGCCAGUACCAGCGCAAACGCCCGUGGUUGAUCCACUCCUUGCGGAAAAAAUGGAGCGAAACAGUAACGAAAUAAUAGAACUGAAGCGGAUGGUUCAGGAGCUGCUUGAUCGGCCCCCGCCCAAGCCUCAACCUAUAACCAUGGUCGCACCGCCCGCUGCGCCCCAGAAAGUGGUAAUGGCCAAGGGGCCUCAGCUCACCAAAGCACAACUGUUCAGCAGCAUCAAGCGAUAUCUAAAUCCGACCAUGGUCACGCUGCUUCGGAUGGAACUUUUUUCCGGUCCCUCGGAGCGCGAGUGGAAACCGGACGAAAAGAAUCUCGCAGUGGACCUGCUGAACAUUGGCGAGAACGUGUACGAUCACUUUACCGAGGAGUUCCGGUUCCGUUUACCGCCGAAAGCAAACGCCCAAGAGUGGAAAGCUACGGGAGAACUCGACGCGGAUGAUGCUUGUUGAUUAGAGUCGUGUAAUUCAUAUUCAGAUUCAUGAAUCUGAAUGUUUUUUUGCGUUGCAGAGAUAUUGAUUAAUCUUUUAAUGAGAGAUUAAUCAACCGAUGAAAAGUGAUGCAAAAAAAGGUGGAUAGAAGCACCCCCUUUUUAUUUUUUUUAUCGCAUGAUCCACGCCAACGAAUCAUGGAGAUUCGUGAAUGGUCCAUGAAAGAUUCAUAAACGUUCGAAAUAAACGGUUCGAAUUCCAAAAGAUUCAAUGAAUCUUAAAAAAUUAUUCAUAAUCCACAACACUAGUGUUGAUGGUUUUUUAGUUUAUUUUUAGUUUCAUUAUCGCUUCUAAUACGAAACUUAUGCGUUCGUCUCUUGAUACCCAAGUUGGUAAGAUUACCAACUAAUAACAUAAAGAUCAUGACAUUUUAAAAAUUUUACAUCGCAUCUUUUCCAUCAAUUUUUAUGUUUAUCAUUAUUAGAAGUAAGGUGAAAACGAAACACAAACGAACGAACGUUUCUAAAGUGUUACAACACGUUGUUCCACGCCGGAAUGAUUCUGCGUUUCGAAAGAAUUUCAAAACACUAGUAAAAACAUUAAACAGAUCUCCAAAGCGUAUCGAUUACCUUUCGUUAAGGUGAUUUCUCGGGACCGUUGUAUGUAAGGAACAAUAUCAGGCCCGUUAAGUAGCACUGGCUGGUUUCACCACAUUAUCAACCAUUAAUAACUGGCGGGCGUAUGACCUUAGUUGCCGGACCUUAACCCAUAGUGGUCUACAUCAACAGGUUAGCCUACGAAGGCCCAGGAAGCUGGAUUCAACAGCCGUACUGGUGUAAAUCCUCGUAGACUAAGAAGAAGAAGAUUAAUAGCUGGCGCUGUAAACCAACACAGUGCUAGUUGGGAAAUCUAAGAUGUACCUCUUUGUGAAAUUGAUGGCGACCGUUGGAUCCAGAUUUGGAAGCGAACGUUCUGGAGAGUAGUCCUCCAAUGCAUCCUCUCGUUAGAUGAUAUAUUUAUUAUCUUAAGAUACAUUCGUCCUUCUCAAACCUAUGCAGGGGUAAGUGGUGGUACUUAUCAUCAUAAAAAAAGGUGUUGGUUUUCAAAUUACACAUUAUUUUGAUUCACAAAAAAGAGUUGAAAUCAAUUAAGUUUGCCAAUUUUGCUACGUUUGUCACCGGAGCUACACCUAACUUCCACCGGCAUCCUACUUGUGUGAUGUCCUACUUGUGUCUUCUUCAAUACAAUAGUAUAAAAAAUAUGAAUAUCUGUUCUUAAUUUGAUUUCAUCUCAUUCAUAACAAUAACGACAGGAAUUGUACAGAGUUUAUAAACAAAUAGAAUAUGAAAUAGAUAUUAAUUUAAUUGUUAAGACAUGCCAUAACCGAGGUAGUAC